CACCGAAUUGAUAAGAUAAGACUUGGCUACGACAUUACAUUGAUUAUAAAUUGUUUUAUUGUUAGUAAUGAUAACGGGGAAUUCAUAAUUUUCUUUUGACCAGUAACAAAGAAAUUAUUUUAAAAUCAACAUGUAUUUCAAACUAUUGUUUUUUGUGUUCUGUGCUAUGUUAGGAACAGCAUGUGGUUUCAGAUGCUAUGCGUGUUCAUUUUCAUCGGUGGACGCUGACCAGUCCUGUCUCACCAUCACCAACGAAACCCACAUAGUGAAUUGCCCUUUCACAUAUUGCGUCAUUCUGCGCCAAGAAUUCAUGGACCCAGCUGGAGUGAUAGCCAGUUUCAUCAGAGGAUGUGAAGAGCAGCCGGACUAUUUGAACCACGAAGUUGUUGAUUCUGACUUCCGAACGUUCUAUAGAGCUUGCACCUCCGACUUGUGUAAUACUGGUAACGGCGUCCAAUCAGUAGUCGGGGGUGUUCUAUCACCACGUCCCGAGUACAACGGCGAGAAUCUUUUGGUCCCAGGAACCGGAAGUGGUAACCACGCGGGAAAAGUCCAAGUCACGUCCCUAAUGAUUUUGAUAUUUGGUGUAAUCAUAGCAAAUGUAUUUUAAUUAUAAGUAAUGUUAACUUGAAAA
This is a messenger RNA of Ostrinia nubilalis (European corn borer), 634 nucleotides long. RefSeq lists its product as uncharacterized. The transcript has 4 exons. Bases 131 to 610 code for a protein of 159 amino acids. The record is from RefSeq and is a predicted model, not a curated record. NCBI's taxonomy places the organism in Eukaryota, Metazoa, Arthropoda, Insecta, Lepidoptera, Crambidae.